Messenger RNA from Protopterus annectens (West African lungfish), 6457 nucleotides. RefSeq names its product autophagy related 4D cysteine peptidase (gene ATG4D). The record is from RefSeq and is a predicted model, not a curated record. The transcript is spliced from 11 exons. NCBI's taxonomy places the organism in Eukaryota, Metazoa, Chordata, Ceratodontiformes, Protopteridae. The coding region runs from base 188 to 1675 and encodes 495 amino acids. Gene Ontology annotation, molecular function: protein-phosphatidylethanolamide deconjugating activity.
ACUUCCGUAAUUGCGUCACUCAUGCGCCUGAUGUAAUGACGCUCCUAUAGGAACCAUUGCAAUCAGACUGAGGACGUGCAUAUAUUCUAUCAGUCUGGCAAUGAGAAUGAAUACAGAUCACAGGAAUGACAAAAAUCAUCCAGAUGUCACACUCGAUUGUCACUUGGAUGUUGUUUAACACUGGAAUAUGAAUUCGGUAUCACCAAGUUCCUUGUUGUACCCUGUGGUAAAUGAGGAAGAUGUAAUCAAAACUGAUAGCAAGAGAUUCUUUACCACCCAAGUUGGUAAUCGGGAAAACCGUUAUAAUGGACAAAGAAAUGGGACAGAGGCUCUGGAGCAGAGCGAGUAUGAUGAAGUGGACCGUUUCAAAAGCAAACUGAUUUCUGCUUGGAAUAAUGUCAAAUAUGGUUGGGCAGUGAAGACUAAAACUAAUUUCAGCAAAAGCUCUCCCUUGUACCUUCUGGGACAUACCUACCAUUUCCAGCUGGAAGAUGAUGUGGAGAAUUUCCAGAAAGAUUUUGCAUCCAGGAUCUGGCUAACAUAUAGGCGAGAGUUCCAACAGCUGGAGGGGACCAUCUGGACGACUGACAGUGGUUGGGGCUGUAUGCUGCGUAGUGGACAGAUGCUUCUGGCUCAGGGACUGAUGAUGCACAUCCUUACACGAGGUUGGAUUUGGCCAUAUGCUCCACUCACACCAGAUAGUGACAUUGAUAUUUUCCGACCCAGAUCACCUUCCCGCUGGAGCUCAUCAAGUGUACAGCAGGCCUUGAUACAGACAGAUCGCAGCAGAGGCCCGGGUGAGCUGCGGAGAAUUCACGGCUCCAGUCCCGCAACCUUAGACCACCACACUGCAGAAAAAGAGCAGCAGCACCGCAGGAUUAUCUCUUGGUUUGGAGAUCACCCCAUGGCCCCUUUUGGCAUUCACCAGCUUGUUGAACUUGGAAAGACUGCAGGAAAAAAGGCAGGCGACUGGUAUGGGCCAUCCAUUGUUGCACACAUAUUAAGGAAAGCAGUUGAAAAAGUAUAUGAAGUGAAAGAUCUCUCUGUGUAUGUUGCCCAGGAUUGUACAGUGUACAAGGCUGAUGUGGUGCGUCUCUGUCAUAGUGAAGCCGGACGUAGCGUGGAAUCCAGCAGUCAGUGGAAGGCUGUAAUCAUUCUUGUACCUGUACGUUUGGGAGGCGAGACUCUGAACCCUGUCUACAUGGACUGUGUAAAGGAGUUAUUGAAGCUGGAGUGCUGCAUCGGAAUUAUUGGUGGAAAACCCCGACAUUCCCUGUAUUUCCUUGGCUUCCAAGAUGAUUUCCUGCUAUACCUGGACCCACACUACUGCCAGCCUUUUGUAGAUGUCAUGAAGGAUAAUUUCCCACUGGAGUCAUUUCACUGUAGCUUCCCAAGAAAACUUCCCUUUAGCAAGAUGGAUCCCAGCUGCACUGUUGGAUUUUAUGCCAGGAACCAAAAGGAGUUUGAAAUACUAUGCAGCGAGGUAACAGAGGCAUUAAUGUCCUUGCCCUCUAAAGAGAAGUAUCCUGUUUUUACAUUUGCGGAAGGGCCAUCUCAGGACUAUAUGCAGGAAGAGCUGUUCUCCUGUUUCACUGAGAAGACUGCAGCAUUGUCACAGUCCAGCAAGUCAGCAAAGCCCAAGCGACGUAGUAUGGAUGAUUUUGUCUUAUUGUGAGCAGACUUGCACAAUGGAUAUCAUAAGCCAGGGUGUUACAUGCAAAGACAGAUUGAUUCUGCUCGUUGUAGCCUGACACAGGCCGCUGUCUUAGUGAGGCCUAGUUAUGAAUUCUGGUGCUCGACUUCCCAUGACCUUUGGCCUGACAGCAGUAACACUUUCCUAGAAGCUACACUGGAAAUAAAGGUGCAAAUUCGUGAAACACUGACUUUUCUGAACAGUAAUAUUUCUGUUCAGAUGAUGGUGUACUACUGUUAAUUAGCAUUUCUGAAUAAGAUCCUGUACAUUCACUUUUCUAACCCUGUUUUUGUGGAAAUGUACAGGUGUUGUUUGAAGGCAGGGAGAUGCUCUUGGUAUGCUCUUCAGAGAAGUGAAUCUGGAAUUGACAUGAGACAGACAUGUAUUUGUUCUAGGUAUGGUACUGAGUACUGUUUAAAUGAUGGCUUUACUUCGGUAAGCAGUAAGGUAGCAAAAAAAAUGGCUAUAAUAACUGGGGCCAUUUUUUGAUUUUAAACUGUUGUGUUUCAGAAGAGGUAGGAAAAUGCCUUACAAAGGUUAUAGUUUUUGUGUCCUGUGUAUUAAAAGCUAAGAGUUAUCUUUUUUUAUUAUUGUAUUUACCUUUUCACAUCUAUUUGUUGGUCACUAUAAGGCCUUCUCCUUAUCUAGUGACCCCACAUAUCUUUUUAUAUCUUGCUUCCCAGAGGGGUUGAUCUAAGGCUUUCAAAUUAGAGUAAACAAGGUGCCCCCUGAAAAAUGUCCAUAUAUGAUGCAUUUAAAUAAGUAGUCCUUGAUUUCACACCAGGAAGCAGCAGGCCUUCGUCCUGGUCUUUGAGAUCUCUGCAGUAUCUAGUGUAGAAAGUUGAUCUGGUGUGUCUUGGGUUUUGUCCCCUUGCUGGGCAUCUACCCCAUGCACAUUUUCAGGUGUGUUUGCUGUCACCAUGUCCCAUUUACCUGAUGAAAAGGACUUUUACCUCCCGGCCAUGUUGCCAGGGCCCCAUUUUCUUUUCCAGCAAUAUUCCAAUCCAUUUCUUACAUUAAAAUAUUGUUGUCUGCAGUGAUGGGACUUUGUUGUGCCAUAGUGCAGGCAUUUAUUUAACUUUGCCACCUACCUGCAGUUAGUUUCCUUGUUUGCGUGCAGUGAAGUUAUCCCGGCUGGGUGGACAGAAUAACCAGCUUUGGUGCAGUGAGGCACUCCAUUGUAACUUGCUUUAGUACUCCCAUUACCAGAAUAUUUGCAGAUUUUGCACUUGUAGGAUGGUUACACCAUUUUUUUUCCUCAAAUGAAAAAGUCUUCUGUCAUCUAUUGUAGAUUACUGCAUGCCAUAAGGCAAAGGUAGGUAGGUUGAGCAGUUGGGAAAAUAAGUUGCAGUUGGAUUAUUUCCAUUUGCUUACAUAUCUGGUGAGGAAUGUGGCAGACACUUUGAUGGUAGAUACCAUUCUGUAACGAAUGUAAAAUAUGAAUGUAUGUUUACCUGUAAAUGGAUACAUGCACCAACACUGUUUGCAAGGUACAAAUUUGAGUCAAGUGCAGGAUUUCAUGUCCCCUCACCCAAGUAUCACUGAAAAUGUCCCAGUGUUUUAGUAGACUGUUGUACUUGAAAAUGUUUGUAGUCACUUUGCUGACUUUUUGUUUCUAAGAUGACGACCAGUCCCUAUUGACCAAGCCUCCUGUUGCACAGCAGUAAACAGCUGGUGGUAGUCAACUGCCAUCCACACUGACUUCAUGUAAUUUACUGUUGUCAUACUGUGUGCAAGUAUGACAGAGGUGUGCUUCUGUGUAUGUUUAUCCGUGGUCAGUGAGUCACAGUUACAUUUCCCAGCCAAAAUAUCUGGUGGGGAAGGUGCAGAGUUUCUGGGAAAAAGUUACGCAGAAGGUCUUUGCUUCUAUAAUUGCACUUGUUGCAUAGCUGAAGGGCUAUAUGUUGUGUGCACUAUUUUGUACUGUUGUUUAAUGUUUGAGUCUACCUAAUGUUCUGUAGGUAAUUUGACCUGGAAGAGCAUAUCUCAUGCAUCCUGUAUGUCUUAUGUACAUUCAUACAUUAUAUUGAACACAACAUUUCAGAUACUCUGUAAUGUUUUUUUAAUUAUUUGUGUGCUGUAUUGCCUAUUUCUAAGUUGUUAGGAAACAAGCUUUGUAUCGGGUUUCUGUUGUUAACAUUGCUUUUAAUUGUGCUGUGAUGUCAUUAUAGAGAGAAAGGGACAGUGAAUGUAAGUGCAGCCAAGCAUCUUUACAUUAUUGGGGGGGGCUCACCACUCCUCAAAUCAAAGUACACCACCACCACUGUUAUUGUUUUUGUGGUGAGUUAAUAUAAUUCUUUCUCAGUAAUUUACUUUAUAUAACAAGAAAGAUUAUAAUGUAGAGGUGGUCUGUGAGAUAGUACAAGAGUGACAGGUGAAACAUAGUUUUGCAUUGCAUCUGUUUUAUUACUAUUCACUUAGUAGUUUUCCUCCAGUGUGACAGUGGUGCAUUCCAUUGCAAAAUGCAGAAACUACUGCGAUCACCAUGAUACCAGCCACUUAUCACCACUGCAGUGCUAUAAGCCCACUGUUUAACCUAAGGCCAUACAUAGCCUAAUUGACGAUUAACACUCCUGGCAGCGUGGCCUAACACGCCUUGUAGACAUUUCUAGUAUUCGCUACAAAGCCAUCCUAGUCCCUUCCACUGGCAGAGGUACCUGUGCACCACCUGGUGGUGUAAAACAGCUUAAUUGUACUCCAUGGUUCAAUUUGUUUUACCCUUGUACAGGAAACGUGCCGAUGAUGUAGCGUUAACAGAUCAUUCUUUCUGUUAGUGCCUUACCUAUCAUUCUGUGCUCCUUGUAAGUAACGCUUCAAUCCUUUAUUACUGAUUACCCUUAAUCAGAUCAUUCUUUCUGUUAGUGCCCCACCCCUUAUUCUGUGCUCCUUGUAAAUAACCCAUCCAUCCUUUAUUGUUGCUUACUUAGCAAAGAUGUUAGAUGUAAAAGUUGCCACAAGAAUUCCAGGCUCUGCUGUAAUUGGGGUUUGUCCUCUUAAGUCUGGUAUCCAGUGUCCCAUGGGAGUACAUUGUAUCCUUACUGUUGAGGCAGUUGUAACCUGUUUCUCAUCUCUGGUCCUGCCUCACGGGAAGUUCCCACUUUUGAGUGGGACCACUCAACCUGGUCAUUAUUUUUAUGAACGCUGGAAAAUGCCCUCCAUUUGGAAUGCGUGCUGCUUUUUUACUCCUUAGGUCAAUUUACAUUUUAACUGUUUUAAAAGGAUUUUGAAUGGUAUGUGUGUGAUGAGACCAUUUCUUUGGGUUGAGUAGGAUUCACCAACCUAAGAAAUAACUAAAUUAGAUAAAUAUAUUAUUCACACCCUUCCUCCCCCUCCAGCAAAAAAAAAGAUAAAAAGAUUUGCAGACUAAUUUGGAACAUUGACAAUAUCAGAGGUUUUUAGACACAAUUAAAAUACAUAAGUCCAAACAUGUUUUCUGGUGCUCCUCAGUUUUGGGAGGAAACUUUGGCAGUGAUCUUUGUUCACCUUCAGAUGGACUAAUAAUAUCAUAUUUGAUUUUAACGAAUUAACUUCUUUCCCCAAAUUGGAGAAAUCUGUCUCGUUAAGUAGCUGAAUGCAGAAUGAAUUUGUCUUGACUGACUGUGCUGUGCUUUGUGUAGUUUUCUUUGUUCUGUUUGCUGGGUCCAUUUAAAACUGAGUGGAGUUUAGUACUGUCAUUUCAUUUAUGUAAGAUUUAGUAGACACAAGUGAUCACUGAAAACUUGUGAACUAAAGGUCUAGGGUGCUGUUUGUUUUAGCUGUCGCUUUUACAACCAAGAACAUAAAAGUAUACAAGGUGUAUUUGUGAAGUACUGUUUGAAUUGUUUUACAUCCGAGAAAGUUUUCAGACGUGCAGCUAAUUUCUAAAGUAAUGUUUUAAAUGUCGUGCACUUUAUAAUGUUAGUGUUUCUUCUGCCCACAUGUUCCAGUGUCCAUGUCUUACAUGUACCAUGUACAACACUGCUGGAACACGGUUCUUUGCAAUCAUGCUGUGUUCUGCUUUAAAGGCUCAGAUUUUUGGUUUUUGCAUGUGCAGACUUUUUUUUUACUUCUGUUUGAAGUUUACACAGCUGCAACACAUUUCUAGAUUUAUUUGUUGAUAGUAUGACCUCCAUAAGACUUUUCAUUUUGCGCACACAGAUUCUUUUCAUUUUUCAUCAUGUUGGGAGCUUCCACACCUGCAAGAUAUUGCUGGUUUUAUUUUUGUUUAAUCCGUGCAACCUCGGUAUUUAUGUUGAUCACCUGCUCAGGGCUGGACUUUUCAGCUGUGGUUCUGGACUCUAAACUGUUAUUUCGGUUUAUAAAUAUUACCAGAGGUAAUUGUGAUGUUUUUGAUACACCAUUAUCCUUCACUUUCACUACUCAAGAACCACAAACAACAUUGAAAGGAGACCGGGCUGUCUCUUUUCUUAAAUUGGGUUACUUGGGUUUUCAAUGUUAGUCCAUUGCUGUCAGACUCUGGAAAAGCUGCCUUAAAAUGCGGGUAUUUUAUUUUUAUUAUGGGCUAUAAUUUAAUGAAAUUCUAAAAUAAGAUUUAAGUAGCUAUAGAAUCUUUUUGCAGUUGUAAAUUUCUUACUCUAGUUCAGUUAAACCCUUUGAGAACAAUAGUUGAUCAUUUGUUUUUAGAUGACCUAAUUCUUGCCACUGUCAGACUUCUGACAGUGGGUUUUAUUUAUGUGGCGUUUAUUUGGAAGUGUGAGUGGUAAUGAUUCUUAGAGUACUGUACAAUCUACAUAUGAUCUUUCCAAUAAAAUUUUUACAUUGUCA